Messenger RNA from Doryrhamphus excisus (bluestripe pipefish), 1706 nucleotides. RefSeq names its product inhibin subunit beta Ab (gene inhbab). The record is from RefSeq and is a predicted model, not a curated record. Gene Ontology annotation, cellular component: extracellular region. Lineage: Eukaryota; Metazoa; Chordata; Actinopteri; Syngnathiformes; Syngnathidae. Gene Ontology annotation, molecular function: cytokine activity; growth factor activity.
UCAGCGGAUGGAGGGCGGGAUCAAACGGACACACGAGUAUAAUUAGCGUAUCUGAGUGGAGAGGCACACAAGACCCUAAGAGGAGACAAGAACCGGGAUUGACAUAAAACCACAGCUUGAGGCUCAGAGCCGAAGCAUCCCCACACAGACGGACGUGACCUGGAUGGGAGCAGUUAAUCAAACACCUCAAGACCGUAGACUUACAUAGAAAGGACUAUUUCGGAGGACCUGUUGGACUGUAGCGGAUCAUCAUGUCUCCAGCUUCUCUUCUCACUGCGCUUUUCACCCUGACCGUCAUGGUGGAGUCUUCUCCAGCCGGAUCACUGGUCCCACAGUCAGAAGUACCUCAGGGCCUCCAUCGGGGGGCGAUGUCCUCUGACUGUCCGUCUUGCACCCUAGCCCAAGUGAGAAAGAACUCGUCAUCAUUUGGCGGGUCAAGCGACAUGGUGGACGCGGUGAAACGUCACAUUCUCAACAUGCUGCACCUUAGCGCACGACCCAACCUGACCCAGCCUGUUCCUCGGGCCGCUCUUCUCAAUGCCAUCAAGAAGCUACAUGUUGGCCGUGUGGCCAGCGACGGCAGCGUGGACAUCCAAGGCGAGGGUAGGGAUCCCGAGGCCUCAGUGCCAGCCGAGGUCAUCACCUUCGCAGAACCGGGAGACUCGUUGGACACCUUAAACUUCGAGCUUUCCAAGGAAGGAAGCAGAGAAACGGUGGUGGAGCAAGCAAACGUUUGGAUCUUCCUGAAGUUGUCCAAGGGAAAUCGGGCCAAAGGCAAAGUGAAGCUGCAGCUUCAUCAUGCGGAUGGAGACAUGUGCAUUUCAGAGAAAAUGGUGGACACGCGUCGCAGCGGCUGGCACACGCUCGCCAUUCCGCGUUCAGUUCAGUCCACACUGGAUCGAGGUGACAGUGGACUUCGUCUUCGGCUGUCCUGUCCUCUGUGCGCCGAGGUUGGCGCCACACCUGUUCUGCUCCCUCCUGCCAGCGAGCAAGCCAAAGAACAAUCCCACCGGCCCUUCCUCAUGGUAGCGCUACGAGCCAGAGAGGAAGUCGCUCGGCGUCGCGGCACUCGAAGUUUGGAGUGUGAUGACAAAAUUGGAAUGUGCUGCAAACGACAGUUUUAUGUAAGUUUUAAAGACAUCGGUUGGAGCGACUGGAUUAUCGCGCCAUCUGGUUACCAUGCCAACUACUGUGAGGGAGACUGUCCGAACCACAUGGCAAGCAUUGGCGGCUCCUUCCACUCCACCAUCAUCAACCAGUACCGCAUGAGGGGCUAUGGCCCACUCCAGAACAUCAAGUCAUGCUGCGUGCCCACGCAACUGCGGGCGAUGUCGAUGCUGUAUUACGACGCCGAGCAGAAGAUCGUCAAAAAAGACGUACACAAUAUGAUCGUGGAGCAAUGUGGAUGCUCAUGAAUAGAUGCCUCGUCAGCACUAGGCGGGUCAAAUGUACAAUUUGAUCAAAUAUUUAUGUUGGCUGGACAAAAGUCUUUAAUUUGACUCUUUUCCACAUUGGAAAGAAACAAGAAGCACACAAUCAAAGUAGGAGAGUGAUGCCUGAUGGCAAUGAUGACAUUAUGGCAUUUUAUUUCUACUUUGUGUCAAAGUGUCUUUGUCAGAUGGUCAAUGGACACAAGAUGAUCGACUAUAUUGAGCCUGAAACUUGACUGUGAUGCUGCAGUUCAGAAGAAGCUAACAGUUGGCUAG